This is a messenger RNA of Liolophura sinensis, 2893 nucleotides long. RefSeq names its product 5-hydroxytryptamine receptor 2B-like. The record is from RefSeq and is a predicted model, not a curated record. Bases 1 to 2112 code for a protein of 703 amino acids. The transcript is spliced from 2 exons. Gene Ontology annotation, molecular function: G protein-coupled receptor activity; dopamine neurotransmitter receptor activity, coupled via Gi/Go. NCBI's taxonomy places the organism in Eukaryota, Metazoa, Mollusca, Polyplacophora, Chitonida, Chitonidae. Gene Ontology annotation, biological process: G protein-coupled receptor signaling pathway. Gene Ontology annotation, cellular component: plasma membrane.
AUGAACAGCAGUUGGCAUUAUGGUGACCUGAGCGAUUACAACGUUAGCACCAAUGCUACUACCCAGUCCACUGUGUUGCCCAAAUGGGGCGUCCUGGCCCUCAUUGUCAUCAUCCUGGCCACAGCCCUCGGCAAUCUGCUCGUCUGUCUGGCCGUGUGUCGCGAACGACGCCUACAAAACACGACCAACUAUUUCCUCAUGUCACUGGCCAUUGCUGACCUCUUGGUCUCUAUACUCGUAAUGCCCCUGGGGAUGAUUGUGGAGAUGUAUGGUUAUUUCCCUUUGGACCCGUACCUCUGUGUGCUGUGGGUAACCAGUGACGUCCUUAUGUGUACCGCAUCAAUCUGGCACAUGUGCACUAUGUCCAUGGAUCGCUACCUCACCCUCAAGUACCCCAUGAGGUAUGGACGCAACAAAACCAAAACCAUGGUCGGCAUGAAGAUCCUGUUCGUCUGGGUCAUAUCCCUGGGGAUUAGCAGUCCCGUGUGCAUUCUGGGCUUGGUGGAUAUCAACACUGUGUACGACGAUGGCUUUUGUGUUCCCACAGUGUCGCACUUCCUCAUCUACGGAUCAGUGUUUGCAUUUUACGUGCCUCUCCUGAUAAUGAUCGUGACGUAUGUAUUGACUAUUUCAAUCUUAUAUCAGAAUCAAAAGCUCAUGCGAAGGAUACAGCGCUCGGAUCUGCGCCCUUGCUUUCGAAGCCAAAGCCCAAAUCGCUACCAAAUCAGGAAGAGCCCUCAGUUACUCAGUCCUCCAAGUAAUGAGGGCUCCAGCAAAAAUGUCUGGAAUAGUCACGGAGCCACGGAUGAGAGCAUUUUUGCCUCAUCCACAAACACGGAUGACAAAACGCUGGAUGACGUCGCUGAGGAUUCAUGCGGACGUCCGGGUCAUGCUAACCUGAUGCCACCCAAGCACUGGGUGGACCAGAAAGCAGCGUCUUUCACCUGCCUCAAGACUUUCUCUCUGACAGAGAAUGAGUUCCUUGUCUGUGAUACUAGAGGUCAAGAAUGGCUUACGCACAGAAGCGCCAACAAUUCACCAAGAAAACCUAAAAUGGUCAAGAGUUUUUUAGACGUCAUGGCCAGCCCACGGACCAAUGGCAGCAUGAAUUUAGACGUACCUAGAUCACCAUCUUUUGUAAGCCGUCUACGCAGCACUGACAAAAAGAAAUCUUCAUCCGCAGUGGGAGAGUCAACGCGGCUCAUGCCACCCACAUCCCCACGCAAAACUUCCUGCAGUACAGGCUUCAUCGAUGACCGUAUGCAUCAGAUAGAGCAAGAGAUGGAUCUCUGCUUAAAGAGUUCUCUAAUAGUUGACAAAAAUGGACAAACAAUAGCUGUGGCACCAGAAUCGCCCACAAAACACUACUUCAAAAACAAAUUUGGUACUAAGAUGUUUGCUGAUUCUGGCGAUUCGGAUGAUGAUACAUCAUCGAAUAACUCUGAACUGAUAUCCAUCAAGCUUCACCCAGAGACAUUUUACCUGUAUAGAUUAGACCUCAAAAAGACUUCCCCAGCUAAAAAGAAGAAAGAGGCUGAGACCGUAUUCCAAAACGGUAACGCUGUUAUUCCCACAGAGGAAUUCCCUGAGGGGGAUAAGGAUGUAGCGCAUCAGGUGAGCUCAGAACAUCAUCGUACCCCCAAGCGCAAGAAAAGCAUCACUCAGAAAAUGAGAGAGAAAAUAAAGUUGAACAAGGCAAGUCGAGACAUCAAGAAGACCUUGAUACACCUUCUUCCAAAGAAAACCGCCACCAAUGAGAAAAAGGCCUCAAAGGUACUAGGUAUUAUUUUCGCUGUUUUUGUCAUCUUGUGGACUCCAUUCUUCAUUGUGAACAUCCUCAUGGCGCUUUGUCCAUCGUGCCAGACUGCUGUCACCCCAGAGCUAAUGUCCACGUUUCUCUGGAUGGGCUAUGUAGCUUCACUUGCAAAUCCCAUCAUAUACACCAUGUUCAAUACUGCCUUCCGCCGCGCCUUCGUCAAGAUCCUUACCUGCCAGUGUCGCUACGGCAAGGCUCGUGGCCCCGAUAGUGUCAUGAUGACACUAGCCGCUACGUGGCAGAGUGACCGUCGCAACACAGUUACCUUGCUGCUAAAAGACGAUCACAGAAGAUGAAUUCCUAUAUACUGAUUGAACAGGACAAUACCAAAGAUUUCACACAAAAUUCCAAUAUGAAUUUGGACAGUUCAAAAGCACAACGUGCACAAGUAAAGAAACAUCCUACUGCAAAGUGCUCAACUUGAUCAGCAUUACAAAUCAAUAGUUUCAAGCUUUGGGACUCAUUUUAUCUCUACUACUGAUUUCCAGCCUACAAGGGAAUAAAAACGCUGUGUGUUUUCACUACUGAAUGUUCAAUUUACUGGCUAUACCAGCCAAAAGGAUUAAAACCCCAUCAAUUUGAUGGUGACAGUUCGUUUACAUCGGACUAUCAAAAAAAAAAAAAAUCAAAGGAAACCUUAAUGCUUACAGCUUCUCUCCUGUGGACAUAACCCUGUGUAAUGUGACAUGAAUCAAUGUGAACAUUAUUUUUCCAAUGUAAAUGAACGGCCUUUAUUUUCCAAUGGUGACCACCAUGUAUAGCUUGUAUUAUCAAUAUGACACACCUAUAAACAUAUAUCUAGAUCAUGUUUCAGCUAUGUUUAAUCAUGCCUUCCUGCACCCCUGUGCUUUAUUUGUCUUGAUAUUUUCCAUUGAAAUUCCAAUGUGCUGGACACAUUGAUACUAAUACUUUUUACUGUGCAUGUAAAUAUGACUUUAUUGGUUUGUGAGUUCGUCCCAUUUGGCGUUGAGUGCCAGAUUCAGUAUUACUUCCAAUUCAGCCUCCCAUGCAAGGUGACAUUUCACUAAUGCAUUACGUUUCAUACAUGCAAUCCUCGACAAGUAUUUAUUUAUUUAU